GCUUUCAAAACGGUAUCCGCUAUAACCCUUCACUAUCGUAAAAUACAUUUCUUAACCAAUCAAAUCACCACACGAAGUGUUUGUUGUUUUGUCAGCUUAAUAAGUUCCUUAUUAUAAACAGAGUCUGGUAACGGGAAUUCUGUUCUUUUUCAUUUGAUAGUCGAUUGGGCCGGUUCCCAGUUUUCUUAAUUGUGCCACGUCGAUGUGUGCAUUUUCAACAAGUUUCAUUUUGUAGUAGUAACAUACAUUUCCAAAAUGAUAGGGCGAAUGGGUUUGAUAUUGCUCUUUUUAAAAAUAGUUUUUGCCGCCGAAGAAAUUAAAGUCGAUGAAGGAGUUCUCGUACUUACCAAAGACAAUUUUGAAAAUGCCGUAAGCGAAAACGAUUUUAUAUUGGUGGAAUUCUAUGCUCCUUGGUGCGGACAUUGCAAAGCUUUAGCUCCCGAAUAUGCCAAAGCGGCUAAACAAUUGGAAGAACAAGGAUCGGCGAUUAAGCUUGCAAAAGUAGAUGCCACCGAGGAGGCAGAUCUUGCUGAAAAAUUCGGAAUUAGGGGAUACCCCACAUUGAAAUUCUUCCGCAAGGGAACACCUACGGAAUAUUCAGGAGGUAGACAAGCAGAUGAUAUCGUUAAUUGGUUAUUAAAGAAGACCGGUCCUCCCGCUAGAGAAAUAAAUACCGUCGAAGCAGCCGAAGAAUUGAUCGAUGGUAACAACGUUAUCGUUAUCGGUUUUAUCAAAGAUCAAAGUACCGAUCUCGCAAAAGCUUAUUUGGAAGUGGCUUCCACGAUCGACGAUAUUCCUUUCGCGAUUACAUCGGAAGAUGCAGUUUUCGAAAAUUACGAAGCUAAAGAUGAUACCUUGGUGUUGUUCAAAAAAUUCGACGAAGGUAAAGUGGUAUACGAAGGCGGAUCUACCGAUGCGGAAAUAAAGAAAUUCAUAAAAACAAAUUCGUUACCUUUAUUGGUGGAAUUUAAUCACGAUACAGCGCAAAAGAUUUUCGGCGGCGAAAUUAAGAAUCAUUUAUUGAUGUUUUUGAAUAAAAACGACGAAUCUUACGCCACCAUUUCCGAAGCAGCUAAAUCCGUCGCUAAACCUUACAGAGAAAAAGUACUUUUCGUAACGAUCGACGCCGAAGAAGAAGACCAUCAAAGAAUAUUAGAAUUCUUCGGUAUACAGAAGAAGGACGCUCCGGUGGCUCGUCUGAUCCGAUUAGAAGAAGAUAUGGCUAAAUACAAACCGUCGACUGAGGAAUUAACAGCGGAAAAUAUUCAAAAAUUCGUCGACGAUUUCUUAGCUGGUAAACUUAAACAGCAUCUUUUGAGUCAGGAAUUACCUGAAGAUUGGGAUAAACAACCGGUGAAGGUGUUGGUGGCUAGUAAUUUCGAUAGCGUCGCUUUGGAUUCGACUAAAGACGUAUUAGUGGAAUUUUACGCUCCUUGGUGCGGACAUUGCAAACAAUUGGUACCCAUCUACGAUCAACUUGGCGAACAUUUUAAAGAUAACAAUGACGUCGUUAUUGCUAAAAUGGACGCUACUUCCAACGAAUUAGAACACACGAAAGUAACUAGUUUCCCUACCAUUAAAUUGUUUACCAAAGGAGAAAAUCGAGCGAUCGAUUACAACGGUCCGAGGACGUUGGAGGAAUUGAUUAAGUUCGUCGAAUCCGGUGGCGUAGACGUCGAACCUUCCGAAGAAGAAGAAGUCGAAGACGUCGAUGCCGCCAAAAAAGACGAAUUGUAAUUCCGUGUGUAAGCGAAAGUGAAAAAUUGAAAAAAAAAAUGAAAUACAAAAAAAACUUAUUUAUAUAUAUUUUUAGAUUCUUCUUCUUUUUUGUACAGAAUAUUGUUUGUGAAUGAUAUUUUUUUUGGUUAGUGUCCUCUAAUUUAAUCACUUUAUUUAAAUCGUUUUUUCGAGAAUAUUUCAAAAAUCUCUUGAUACUUUUUUUAUAAAUUGAUUAUGUAUAAAUAACAUUUUGUGAAUAAUUUAUAUUUGUUCAUUAAAUGCGUUUCCGAUAUAUC
Molecule: messenger RNA, 2015 nt
Organism: Diorhabda sublineata
Lineage: Eukaryota; Metazoa; Arthropoda; Insecta; Coleoptera; Chrysomelidae
Gene: Pdi
Product: protein disulfide-isomerase
Exons: 4
Coding region: 256-1737 (493 amino acids)
Biological process (GO): response to endoplasmic reticulum stress; protein folding
Cellular component (GO): endoplasmic reticulum
Molecular function (GO): protein disulfide isomerase activity
Source: RefSeq, a predicted model, not a curated record